Miscanthus lutarioriparius is the source of this 627-nucleotide messenger RNA. NCBI's taxonomy places the organism in Eukaryota, Viridiplantae, Streptophyta, Magnoliopsida, Poales, Poaceae. The record is from the annotation of a GenBank genome assembly.
AUGUCCAAGAUGGCGGAGGAGAAGGCGGCGGCCGUGGGCGGACUCGGAGGAGCCGGGGCGGCGGACGCAGCGCCGGCGGGGGAGGCGGCGGCGGCGCGGGUGCGGCCCUUUGAGACUCUCCUGCGCGCGGCCCCGCUGGGGCUGUGCGUGGCCGCCAUGACCGUCAUGCUCCGUGACCAGCAGAGCAACGAGUACGGCACCGUCGCCUACUCCGACCUGGGGGGCUUCAAGUACCUCGUCUACGCCAACGGCCUCUGCGCCGCCUACUCUCUGGUGUCCGCGUUCUACACGGCCGUGCCGAGGCCCGCCACCGUGUCGCGCUCCUGGGUCGUCUUCCUCCUCGACCAGGUGUUCACGUACCUGAUCCUAGCGGCAGGUGCGGCGGCGGCGGAGCUGCUGUACCUCGCCUACAACGGCGACAAGGACGUGACGUGGAGCGAGGCGUGUGGCGUUUUCGGCAGCUUCUGCCGUCAGGCGCGCACCUCUGUCGCCAUCACCUUCGGCACCGUGCUCUGUUUCAUCCUCCUCUCCCUCAUCUCCUCGUACCGCCUCUUCAGCGCCUACGAGGCGCCUCCGUCUUCGGCGCUCGGCAGCAAGGGCGUCGAGAUUGCCGCAUACCCACGCUGA